Impatiens glandulifera is the source of this 2702-nucleotide messenger RNA. RefSeq names its product protein STRUBBELIG-RECEPTOR FAMILY 3-like. The record is from RefSeq and is a predicted model, not a curated record. Gene Ontology annotation, biological process: protein phosphorylation. Gene Ontology annotation, molecular function: ATP binding; protein binding; protein kinase activity. The transcript has 17 exons. NCBI's taxonomy places the organism in Eukaryota, Viridiplantae, Streptophyta, Magnoliopsida, Ericales, Balsaminaceae. The coding region runs from base 153 to 2372 and encodes 739 amino acids.
AGCAGACAGCUGAAGCGCACAUUUUAUCUCUCUACUCAGUUGCUUUAUUUCGGCGAUUCGCGCUUCGAUCCAUUGUUUUUGAACUUUAUUUCAGGGGUAUCGCUCAAGUCCACCUUUUCCAUCUGCAUUAACGAGAGUUUCUUUCACUAGAGAUGGUAUAUUUCAAGAUUUUCACUUUGCUAUUUACAGCUUUUUGGAUUCAUGCUUGCCGCGGCUUCACUGAUUCUCGUGAUGUUUCUGCAAUUAAUAGUCUAUAUGCUGCACUUGGAUCUCCUCCUCUUCGCGGAUGGAUGCCGUUUGGAGGGGAUCCAUGCGUAGAUGUCUGGCAAGGAGUACAAUGCGUCAAUGCCAAUAUCACUGGAAUAGUUCUUAAUGGUGCUAACUUGGGAGGCGAACUAGGUGAUAAUUUGCAGAACUUUACUUCUAUUAUACUAAUGGACUUGAGGAACAACCACAUCGGAGGUAGCAUUCCGUCCAAUUUGCCUAUUACUAUCAGGAGCUUUUUUCUUUCGGGCAAUCAAUUGAGUGGCAGCAUCCCAGAAACUCUAUCUAUACUAGGCCAAUCCACUGACUUGUUGUUUGACAAUAAUAACUUAACUGGGGAAAUACCUGAUGCAUUUCAACAACUGACAAGUUUGACAAAUUUGGAUCUAUCUAGUAACAAAUUGAGCGGACACUUGCCCCCUUCAAUGGCUAGUUUGUCAUCUAUUACUGCUUUGCAUGUAGAAAACAAUCAACUUAUUGGCACACUUGAUGUGCUGCAAGAUCUUCCCCUCCAAGACCUGGAUGUUGAAAAUAACCUGUUUUCUGGUCCAAUUCCGGCAAAGUUGUUGAAUGUACCAAAUUUCAGGAAGGAAGGGAAUCCCUUCAACACAACCAUUAUACCUUCACCUCCUUCCUUUCCUCCUUCUGUAUCUCCUUUAAGAGCUCCAUCGCCUGCUUCUGACGCGGGAGGAGGGCAGGAAAAUGGCCCUCCCAUAGAUUCUACCAUCAUCAUGACAAAUUCGUCAACUGGACAAAAUUUUUGGACGACCAAAAUGGGCAGAUUGAUUAUUAUUGGAGGAGUCUUGACAGCUGUAGUACUCUCUGUAGGACUGUGCCUGUUUUUAUGUGGAUGCUUCAGAAGAAGACGGACUUCUGGUAAAAUUGGGAAAAGACAGGACCCCCCAAGUGAAUACUCUGAUUCUGCAGAAAAUCCCAAGCAAAAUACUUAUUUUCCAAGCUCACUUGACAAUAAUAAGACCGGUAAAAAAGCAACUGCGAGGCAUGAACUGGGGGAUAAACAUAAACACGAGAAGGCAAGUUUAAGGUCAGAUAAUGAUGGAACAGCUUCUAUCUCAAUGCGAAAGGAGGACCAUGAGAUAGACUUGUCCAGUGUGGAUAGUGAUUUUCUGCAACCACCACCACCACCUCCAUUUUUUUCACUCAACAAGCCAACUGUAAAUUCAAAUUCAGUUAAGCCUCCACAAAAUAGAGUAAUGCCUAGAGCUCCAAUUCCUGUGAGGAUCUUUACAGUCUCAUCGCUUCAACAGUACACAAACAGUUUUUCUGAAGAAAGUUUUAUUGGGGAAGGCAUCCUUGGUGUUGUAUAUAGAGCUGAACUUCCAAGUGGAGAGCUUUUAGCAGUCAAGAAGCUGGACACAGUGAUUUCCACGCCAUUGAGUAGUGAAGGUUUUCUUGAGCUCGUGUCUCAUUUGUCUAAGCUUCAACACCCUAAUGUUGUUGAGCUUGUGGGUUACUGUUCCCAGUAUGACCAGCAAUUACUCGCGUACAAAUACUGCCAAAACGGGACUCUUCACGAGGCUUUGCAUUGGGAUGUUGACGACAUCCACAAGAAAUUAUCUUGGAAAACCAGAGUUCGGUUGACUCUUGGUGUCGCGCGAGCCUUAGAGUACCUGCAUGAAGUUUGCCAACCACCCAUUAUGCAUCAGAACUUGAAAUCAUCCAAUAUUCUCCUCGAUGAUGAUCUGGCAGUACGCGUUUCAGAUUGUGGAUUGGCUCCUCUAAUGCCAUCUGAGCUGUUAAGACAGUUACUUGAAAAUGGUUAUGGCGCUCCUGAAGUGGAAUCAGGAACAUAUACAUGCCAAAGUGAUGUGUAUAGCUUCGGAGUUGUAAUGUUAGAGCUUCUUACAGGUCGAAAAUCGUACGACAGAUCAAGGCCUAGAGGAGAGCAAUUUCUGGUGAGAUGGGCAGUCCCUCAGCUUCACGAUAUUGACUCCUUGUCAAGAAUGGUCGAUCCUUCAUUGAAUGGAGCGUACCCUACAAAGUCUUUGUCACGGUUUGCUGACAUAAUUUUCAGUUGUAUUCAGGCUGAGCCGGAGUUCAGGCCGCCAAUGUCUGAAAUUGUUGAGAGCCUCUUGCACGUGAUCUAAGUAGGGGGCGAACUCCAAAUGGAUGGAAGCUGAGGAAUUAUUGUAUUGUAAUUUAUAGGUAGCUAGUACAUUUUGUGCAUCUGUAAAAUAUAUUCAAUCGAUCUAUUGUGUUUUAAGUUAUAAUGUGAAGAUUUUAAAUUGUAAUAUUAAUGUUGAAGACAAGCAAGAACCAACCAGUGGAGGUUCUAAAUUUAUUAAUCUUAAUGCUGAAGACAACUAACCAGUGGAGGUUCUAACUUGGAAGCCUGAAUUCAUUAUAUUCAAACGCAAUGUGGGGAUUCGGGACUCACAUGGUGAUUUUGGGUUAUUUUUAAUAUAAAUAUAAAUUUG